CGUAUUAUGACUUGUUACCAAGGCAGCCAGGAAGAAGCUGUGAAGGGAGCGGACCGCUGCCACCAUGGGCACCGCAUCCUCUUUGGUCAGUCCAGGAGAGGUAAUUGAGGAUGGAUAUGGGGGCGAAGGAGGGGAAGCCUGUGAGAUACCAGUGGAGGUCAAGCCCAAAGCCCGACUCCUGCGCAGUUCCUUUCGCAGAGGACCUCGGGUGAUUGGGGCUAGUUUCAAAUCCACAGGUUCUGUGGAUCUAGAGUAUGCUGCCGAGUAUGAACGACUCCGUAAAGAGUAUGAAAUCUUCCGUGUCAGCAAGAAUAACGAGAUCUCGUCCAUGCAAAAGAAGGAGGCCAAGGUGGAUGAGGAGAACAAGAGGCUGAGAGCUGAGCUACAGGCUCUGCAGAAGACCUACCAGAAGAUCCUCAGAGAAAAAGAGAGUGCUCUUGAGGCAAAGUAUCAAGCUAUGGAGAGAGCUGCCACCUUUGAACAUGACAGGGACAAAGUAAAACGACAGUUCAAGAUUUUCCGGGAGACAAAAGAAAAGGAAAUUCAGGAUCUCCUGCGGGCCAAGAGGGACUUGGAGGCCAAACUGCAGCAGUUGCAGGCUCAGGGCAUCCAGGUCUAUGACCCAAAUGAUUCUGACUCAGAUGACAACCAAACCACUGUUACUGCUGUAGGGACACAGUGUGAGUACUGGUCUGGUGGUGUGCUGGGAAGUGAGCCCUCCAUGGGGAGCAUGAUGCAGUUGCAACAGACCUUUCGAGGACCGGAAUUUGCCAACAGUUUGAUAGAUGUGGAGGGACCCUUUGCAAAUGUGAGCAGAGAUGACUGGGAUGCUGCAGUGGCCAGUCUGCUUCAGGUCUCACCUCACGUUCCCCAGGCCUUGUGGAGCAACACAGUGCGCUGCUACCUAAUCUUUACCCAGGAGACCAACGCUGAGCUUGAUGUCUUUAUUAAGAAACAUUCACCUGUGUUACGCAGAAUGUGCGAAGGUCUCGGCCAUUUCUACCUGAAUGUCUGCUUCCCAGAGGAGAAUGCUGCCUCAUACGCUGUGGAGCGCAAGCAGGAGAUUGAAAGGAGCUCCGUGUGUGUGCUUCUUGUCAAAUCUACUGUCACUAGCUCUGUGGUGGAGGAUUGUGACGAGGCGUUUGUGAAGAAUCCGGAUGGCCAUCCACUGGUGCUCUACCUCAGGACUGAAGAAGAUCACAAUUUGACUGGACCCACAAGGCAACUGCUAGAAAGGAUCAAUGCUGCAGACAAGGCUGCUAAAGUCAAGGUGGUGGAUCAUAGUGGUUCUGCAGAGGAGGGAGCUCACCUCAUUUAUUUGCAACUGGAGAAAGUCAUCAAACAGGAGUUGCUGGGACUUGAAGGAGCAGAUGUUGAUUCUACGGACUCUGGGAUGGAGGAGGGACGUGAGGAGGACUCAGGAGAUGUGCUGUGGGACCUGCAUGAUGAGCAGGAACAGAUUGAGUCCUACCAGCAGGCCUGUAGCAGCAGCACCACCUCUCAGUUAGGCUUCCAGAAGUACAUAGAUCGUUUAAAUGACAUGAUAGCUGCUCCACCUCCCACCCCACCUCUGCUGGUGUCUGGUGGUCCAGGCUCAGGGAAGUCUCUCCUGCUCUCCAAAUGGAUCGAGCAGCAGCAGAAGCAGUCCCCCAACACCUUGUUCCUCUAUCAUUUUGUUGGCCGCCCGCUUUCCACAAGCUCGGAGCCGGUUCUCAUUAUCAAACGCCUCACAGUCAAACUGCUGCAGCACUUCUGGUCCAUUUCCGGCUUGUCGAUGGAGCCCAGUAAGAUCUUAGAGGAGUUUCCCCGCUGGCUUGAAAGACUAUCAGCACGCCAUCAAGGGAACAUUAUCAUCAUCAUCGACUCCAUUGACCAAAUACAGCAAGCAGAAAGACACAUGAAGUGGCUAAUUGACCCUCUGCCUGUCAACGUCCGGGUGGUGGUAUCUGUCAAAGUUGAGACUUGUCCUCAAGCUUGGAGGUUAUGGCCCACACUCCACUUAGACCCACUGAGUCCCAGGGAGGUCAGGAGCAUUGUCAAUGCAGAGUGCCAGAGCCUGGAUCUCAAACUGACCAAGGACCAGGAGAAGAAGCUAGAAAGGCAUUGUCGCUCUGCAUCAACCUGCAAUGCAUUGUAUGUCACACUACUGGCAAGAAUGAUCAUCAGCAGUAUAUCAGGUUGGUCACUGGAGAAGGGCCUGGAGCAGUGUCUACAGUGUCAGGACACCAUGUCACUCUACCGUCUGGCACUCAAGAUCACCCUGAACUCCCUCAACACAGACAGAGAGCGACACAUUAUGACCGAGAUUCUGUGCCUUGUGUGUGCCAGCCAUAAUGGAGUGAGUGAAUCAGAGGUGCUAGACCUUUUCCCAGAACUGGAGUUGCCUAUCCUGUCCACUCUGCUUUACCGUCUGAACAGACUCUGCAUUGUAACCCUCCGUUGUGGGCUCAUCAGGUUCCAACACCUGCAGGCUUGGGAAGCUGUAAGGUUGGAGUUCCUGAGUGGAGGAAGUAGCUCAGCUGCUUACAGAGAGAAACUCAUACAGUACUUCAGUCAACAACUCAGCCAGGACCGGGUUACGUGGCGUGUCGCAGAUGAGCUGCCCUGGCUGUUCCAGCAACAGGAGGAUAGGACGAAAUUACAGCUUAGCCUCCUGAACCUGUUUGUUUCCCAAAACCUCUACAAGAGGGGUCAUUUCUCUGAGCUGCUAGCCUAUUGGCAAUAUGUGGGCAAAGACAAAAGCUCCAUGGCCACUGAGUACUUUGACUCCCUGAAACACUAUGAGAAGAACUGUGAGAGCGAAGACAGCAUGACCAAGCUGGCAAACCUGUAUGAGACCUUGGGACGGUUCCUCAAAGACCUGGGCCUCCCUAGCCAGGCAGUAGCACCUUUACAAAGGUCCCUUGAGAUUAGGGAGACAGCCUUGGACCCGGACCAUCCCAGUGUAGCUUGCUCCCUGCACCAGCUGGCUGGGGUUUAUGUUCAGUGGAAGAAGUACGGCAACGCUGAGCAGCUGUACAAGCAGGCCCUGGAGAUAAGUGAGAAUGCCUACGGAGCCGAGCAUGCCAGCGUAGCACGAGAGCUGGAGUCCCUUGCCAUGCUCUAUCAGAAACAAAACAAGUACGAACAAGCAGAGAAACUCAGGAAAAGGUCAGUGAAGAUCCGUCAGAAGACUGCUCGCCAGAAAGGUCAUAUGUACGGCUUCACUUUGUUGAGACGCAGAGCCCUACAGCUGGAAGAGCUGACGCUGGGAAAAGAAACUGCAGACUCUGCCAAGACACUCAAUGAACUAGGUGUCCUGUACUACCUCCAAAACAACAUGGAUGCAGCCAAGUUAUUCUUGACCCGCUCUCUGGAGAUGCGUCAGCGCGUCCUCGGUCCGGAUCACCCAGACUGUGCGCAGUCCCUCAACAACCUGGCUGCACUGCACACAGAGAGGAGGGAGUAUGAGACGGCUGAGGACAUGUAUGAGAGGGCGCUGGACAUCCGCAAGACGGCCUUGUCCCCAGACCACCCCUCACUGGCAUACACACUCAAACACCUGGCCAUGCUCUAUAAACGCAGAGGGAAGCUGGAAAAGGCUAUGCCGCUGUAUGAGCUGUCUCUCGAAAUCAGGGAAAAAAGUUUUGGGCUCAAACACCCCAGUGUGGCCACGGCGCUGGUCAACCUGGCUGUGAUCUACUGCCAACUAAAGAAGCACAGUGAAGCCUUGCCUCUUUAUGAACGAGCACUGAAAGUGUAUGAGGAUAGUUUGGGGCGCUCACACCCACGGGUCGGAGAGACCCUAAAAAACCUGGCUGUGCUGAGCUAUGAAGAGGGCGACUUCGAGAAGGCAGCAGAGCUUUACAAACGUGCGAUGGAGAUAAAGGAGGCGGAGCCGUCGUCGGUGUGUGGUAACGCUCCGUCCCGCCACUCCUCCAGUGGGGACACAUUCAGUCUGAGGGGACCGGCUCCCAUCCCACAUGUCCAGAGGUGACUCUGUUCAGACACUUAUUGCCACAGGGGAACCGUUCUGGUCAUCACACUGCGAUUACUGUCUAGAUGGAGGUUUUAGGGUUUGGUCAAAUAGACUGUACCUGCCAGUAUAAUAAUGAGAUCUGUUUAAUGAAUCUGUGAAACCUGUGUAUUUACCACAAGUAUUUUUUUAUAUUUCCUACAUAAUCAUGUGUGUAAAGAUCUUCAGUUAUAUAUCACUACUUCUUAUGGAACUCAAGUUUACAUUUAUCACUGAUUCAGACACUUUGUUCCUAUUUACGUGACUAUACUGUGCAUAUCAGCAAAUUAGCUGCACAGACUAAUUUGCUGGCAUGGAACGCUAUGAGGGUUUGGCAUAUCAUAACCCAUAAAACAUAAUUAAUAACCAGACACAUUCUGUGAUUUCACUGUACAGCAGAUAAUACCCUAUGUACUUUUUCAAAAAUUGUCAAAUAUUUACAACAAUACAACUUAUUUUUGCCAUUAUGCCUUACCAAAACUGUUAAGACCUCACACAUAUUUGUUGCAAAUUCCUGAUGUUCUGACUGAAAUAUUUUAGAGCGCUAAUGUCGCUAAAAUGAAAUGUGCGUAUUGUGAAAAAUGUGUAUAUUUAUGUUUAGAUACCAUUUAUGUUUACAUUACAUGUUUACCUACUAGUAUAGAGUACAUGAUCCAAAAAGAGAAAAUGUAGAACCAAAGAUAAGGGUCCAAAAACAAGCCGAGACCACGUCUUACCUCUGGUUAAGAUUUCAUGCUGUUUAUGCAGAGCUAGAUAUCUGUGUAUUUAUUCAUUAACAAAAAGGAUUGUAAAGGAUUGGCCAAAACCAAGAUAGUGCCAUAAGUUAAAGUACAAUGGAGUACUUUAACUCCAUUGUUGUUUGACUUUGAUUUGUAUGUGAAUCCCAAAGGGAUACAUUAACACAUUAUUAUAACUUAAGUUUUUAAAUAUAUUUGUGUAUUAAUAUAAUGUUAUUAUAUGUAAAAGCUGUACAGGACAACAAAAAUCACAUCCAAUAUAUCGAGAAGAUUGUAUUCCAUCUAAUAAAUACUUAAUUGAGACAACUUAAACAUGUUUAAAUGUUUUAAUCUGUUACAGCAGAUGUUUGUUUUAAAGCUGAGUGAAUGACACAAAGGUAGGCAGAAAACGUAUUCACUAAUCAAAACUGUAGAAAAUACACAUUGUGACAAUGUUAUCUUUGUAUACAUUUCAUUAGAGACCGUACCAACUCCAAGUGCUAAACACCUUCCUAGUAUGUCAGCAAAUUAUAAAUUUGACUGGACUGGACUUUACAAAUGGUGUUGUGUGAAAUGUCAUCAGAAGCACUUUUCAUGCAUUUCCAUUCUUUAGCUGAACUCUGUAAUUGUUUAUUAAUUGGCUUUUUUACGAGGAUGCUUGUUAUCAAAUAAACCAAUGGAAUAGACGCACGAGAAACUGCAUGUCUUCUCUGAAUAGCAUCUUCAGAUUGUUGCCUACAGCUUUUUCAUCCGAGCCAUCAGGUCUUCUAGGCUCUGUUCAGUCUCCCCCACUGUCUCCCCACGUUCUGUCUCCUGGUAAGAGAAAACAAUAUUGUCAGAAUUUAGUUGAUCAUCUGUCACAGUGAAUAUUUAAUUUACUUUACAAUUACAAUUUUAAAACGUAUGCUGCAUUUGUCAGUAAUAAUCUCACAUAUUUUAGAUUGAUGAGCUCAAACAUGUAAAACUAUCAGUUAAGCCCUUCAAAGCUGUGUUGCGUUACCAAAUACUAACCUCAACUGGAAUGGUGUAAGCCACGGUAAUGCCUUCUGGGAGGUCAGGCACAGCGCCUGAAGCAGCCUGUAACUCUGCGUCAGUCACUUCUGAUACUAGUUCAAUACCUGCAUGUUACAAUGGUGUGCCUGUUAAUACACAUAAGACAAUAUACUGUAUUGUACAAAGACAGAUCUGACACUGUUAGAUGGAAUAGUUGUUUGUUGCAUGCUCACCCCAAUCAUUGUCCUCGUGUACGACCUCCUCCUCCACUUCCUGUACAGCUUCAACCUUUGGGCACUCCGCUUCUUUCUUCUGAAGAGAAGCAUUCAUACAGAUAGACGCGGUUAGCUUUCCCAACUGGUGCAGCACCGCAAAUAAAAAAGGGCUUUUAGCAGAUAUUACAUCGCAAGCACGCACCUUGUACUCUUCCUGUUGUCUCCCGCAGUGGCGGUCAGUACACUGGGGGUUGGGUUUCAUGGCCAUGGUGGGGAAGAAGUCCUGCAUGGCGUUGUAGCCGAGAUAAUAACUGACGGUUCCAAACUUCAACAGAAACCUGAAAGACAACAACAUUUACCUUUAACUAU
Molecule: messenger RNA, 6287 nt
Organism: Anarrhichthys ocellatus (wolf-eel)
Lineage: Eukaryota; Metazoa; Chordata; Actinopteri; Perciformes; Anarhichadidae
Gene: nphp3
Product: nephronophthisis 3
Exons: 28
Coding region: 65-3976 (1303 amino acids)
Biological process (GO): determination of left/right symmetry; kidney development; convergent extension
Cellular component (GO): ciliary base; ciliary inversin compartment
Molecular function (GO): protein binding
Source: RefSeq, a predicted model, not a curated record